UCCACACAUUCCUGCUUCUGCCUCACGGUGACUGAUUGCCUCAUGCUUCGCUUCUGCCGACCGACCAGCAUCACCCCGAAUCACCACGCCCGACCACUCGCGGUUGACACAAUGAAAUUGUUUGUGAACCAAGUUACUGAGGAGGACAGGACUAUGCUCCAGGAAUAGAUUAUAGAGAGCUCAGGGCAGUCAGACAGUCACCUUGGACACGUUUAUGCAAACUGUACAAGAACUACAGGUCCAGUACAUCCUGACCAAGGCUGGCAGGACAUGCUGGGACUUGUAGUGCCAGUACAGCAGUGAAGGCACAAGCUGGUACAGCUCUGCAGCUGAUACACCAAAUAUUCACUAGAGGGAGUAUUUAGUUUUGAGGAGAGAAUAUACACGGUACUGAUAUAUAGAGUACUUUCCUUCUAGCUGUAUAUAUAGAGGAUACAUGAUGCCAUUAUGGAGUAUGUAGGUGUCAGAGGAGGCUGUUACAGGAUGCUAUGUGGGUAGCUGACUCUUCCAGCAUAUCACAUAGCAAAGUGCUAAUAAUAAUUAAAUUAAAGAAAAAGAAAAAUUCGGGACCAUAUCAUGAAGCAUAAUAUUUACUAAGAACAAUACAGCUCCAGUCAUGCUAAUACCACAUUGUAUGUAUAGAAGUCACUAUGUAGUAUUGGUGCAGGAGAUGGGUGACCUUGUGCUGCGGGGAUCAAGGCAGGACCUGCUGCUCUCUCUACUAGGCCAUGGGGGAUGUUAUAUCAAGUCACCUGGAUGAAAGCAGGCGCCAGUACAUUGCAGAGAGAACGGGGAAACUGCUGGCAGAGUUCGGGAAGCUGUAUGAGGAGCAAUAUGGAGUUGCGCUGUUUAACAGCGUCCGCUAUGAGAUUGAAGGGAACGGGGGUCCGCAGACGCAACUGUUACAUCGGAAGACGCCUUUGAAAGACCGGGUGAUCUUUUCCGGGAACUUAUUCCAGUAUCUGGAUGAUACGAAAAAAUGGAGGAACCGUUUCUGCCUGGUUCCCCACCACUAUGGACCAGUGCUCUAUGACAACAAAGCCGCAUAUGAGCGCGGCCUGCAGCCCCGAGCCGGCAUCAACUGUGCAGGGUACAGAGUUUUGACCUCCCUGGAACAAUACACUGAAUUGCUUAAUAACACUGUUCCAGGUGGGAAGGUGAAGGCAGGCAGUGCACAAAUGAAAUGCGCCACAGAGUUCCCCGUGAUCCUCUGGCACCCGUACUGUCGCCAUUACCAUUUCUGUGUAAUGAAUGAGCGAGAGCAACAGCGGUGGAGCGCCGUGUUCCAGGACUGCGUGCGACACUGCAAUGAUGGUAUCCCGGAGGAUUCUCGCGUGGAGUCUGCAGCAUUUACGGACUCUGUGAGGCUCUAUAGACAGGCACGAGAUCAGUAUGGUACCUGGGACAUGCUGUGCGGCAACCAAGUCCAGGUCCUCAGCAACCUGGUCAUGGACGAUCUUGUUCCUGAUUUGAAAAACAUCAUCAGCCCCAAACUACGGGGUAAACCUCAGGAUAGACAGAGGACCUGGCUGCUGAUUUCAGACACAGUGUAUAGAAUGGUGUACGAGCAGACUCGCCUGUUCUACGAGGGCCUUGAAAAGCGCUGCAGCGACAAGAGAGCAGAGAUGGAGAGUCAGAUACGGACGGACAUGGACCAGAUCAUUGCCUGCAAGGAACAUGUAUCCAACAAGAUUCGAGCGGCAGUGUUGCCCAAGGCUGAAUUGUGCGUGAGAAACCAUGUCCAGUCUCACAUCCCAUCUAUCCUGGAGGCUCUGAUGGUGCCAACAAGUCAGGGCUUCACCGAGGUGCGUGAGCUGCUCUUCACCGAGGCCACGGAGAUGAACAAGAACCUGGUGAACGAGGGAGGAUGGGACAAGCUGGGCGAGCACAUGGAGAAAAUAUCCCAGCUGGCCUAUCAUCCGGUAAAAAUGCAGCAGUGCUAUGAGAAGAUGGAUCACCUAAAUCUAGAGGGCCUACAGCAGAGGUUCGAUGUGGGAAGCCCAUCCGUGUUCAAGCAGAGGGCGCAGAUCCUGAUGAGGGAGCAAACAGACAAUGCAGUGUACACAUUUGAGCAACUGAUACACCAGGAUCUCAGCAAGUCUGAAGGAGGAGAGAAUAUGUGCAGGGACAUCCAGCGUAUACUGGAGCGCGUUCUAAAGAAAUAUGAUUAUGACAGCAGUAGUGUCCGAAAGAAGUUUUUCCAAGAAGCAUUACUACAGAUCAUCAUCCCAUUCCUUCUAAAGAAGAUGGCACCUACCUGCAAAUCGGAGUUGCCUCGUUAUCAGGAACUUAUAUUUGAGGAGCUGUCACGGUUUGUGCUGGUGGAGAACAUCUAUGAAGAAGUUGUGCUGCAGACAGUGAUGAGAGAUAUUGUGCAAGCGGUUAAGGAUGCUGCAACUCAGCGCAAACAUAACUUGUACCGGGACAGCAUGGUGAUGCACAACAGUGACCCCAACCUUCACCUCCUUGGAGAAGGACCACCCAUUAACUGGACGGAGGAAUAUGCCAACAAUACCGAGAACUCUGGAAACCGGCUUGGCAGACUCCGCCAAGUGGUGUCUAUUAUUCAGGAUGAUGAAUUACCUGAGGUCCUGGAAUCGUGCCAGGAGGUCCCAGCACAUGAAGAGAUUCCAGAGGAACCAGAAUCUAGCAAUGUCGGCAAAAUCCGUGGCAUGCUUGUUAAAGAAUUUGAUGUUGAAGUUCCAGCAACCGAGGUGGUUGAGAGUUCUGACUGUGCAGAGCCUGAAAAAGAGGUAACACACGUAACUGAGUCCCACACGCAGCAGCCGAAACACAGUGAUCUCCAGGAAUCUCAAACAGAAGAAUAUGUUGCACACAGUGAUGGUCAUGCAGAUGAACCAGACCACAGUCAUGCAGAAGAAAUACAGAAACAUGACCAUGUACUGGCUGUCCACAGUACACAGGUAGCACCAGAAAGAGAACUUGUUCAAGAUUACCAUGAGGUAGAGGUUUUAAAACCAGAUAAACAAGAUUAUGGUGAUCAGAAAGAGAACCAUCAUCAUGUGACACAGGACCAUUUGGCCACAAACGACCAUGUCUCUCACGCCGAACCAACUGAAGUUCUUGAGAAUGUGGUACCCAACCAUGAGUCGGUGCUCCAAUAUGUAAGCCAUGAAAACAGUAGGGUGGAAACUGAUGACUACUCGCCUUUGGAAACUAAUAUCCAUUCUCCUUUGCCUAUCCAGCGGGCACAGGAGGAUACUGCUACCCACAUCACCCACUCAGAAGAGAAAAGUCCAUUAGAGCCGCUGCAGUCUUCUACAUCACACGUAGUACAUUCCACUCCAGAUGAUAGUGGUUUCCAGUCUCCCAUGAGCGAGGAGGAAGAGGAAGGUGACGGGUACAGGGAAAUUCCUGUCCCAGCACCCCGAAAGCAAGAUGAGGUCAUUACCCACUUCUGAGAAACCGCGAUUGAGGCUGCAUAAUGAACUCUUAAUGGAUGUUAGAAGAAGCACCAGGCUUGCCCUCUUUUCGCACAAAACUACUUAUUUAAAUGCUUUUUGGCUCCACUAGUCUUUUUGCUAUGCCCAGGGUAUUAAGUAUUCAGUGUUUCAAUGUCACUACAGUCACCAGCACACAUCACCAAUACCCUAUGUCUGCUAUUGCAUACUGACCUAAUAUUCACCUAUACAGCCACUGCAUCUCUCCUAAGCCCUGUAGAGACGAUUUGCAAUGUCAGAGCUCAGGCAAAUUGUAACACCAGAGCUUUAUUUUUGUAAACUACUAUACCGGUUACACCUCUAUAAGUACUGCCACUUGUGAAACCCCGGGGUCUACACCCUCCCUAUGAUUACACACAAUCUUGUAUAUACACUGCGCACACGGCAAUGAAAACCUAACACUAACCCAAAGAAAUGUGCUCUGAUGAGGAAGCAUCAGUGAGAGUUUGAAAAGGACUUUAAGUGAUUGAGGCACAUUGUCUGUGACUUUCCCCGACUCUAAGUAAUUGUAUUUAACACAAGAAAUCUCUCUAUAUAUAGACGUCACAGUCCGACUUAGGAAUCCCGUUCUCCUUUGUGGAUAUCCGCUUCAAGGACAGUUUCAGUUCCUGAAAUUCAUUUUUAAAAAAAUGAAUCCCCCCCCCCCCCAAUACCCUUGUACUUUUAGACUAGGGCACUCUUCCCUGGGACCCCAAGUUGCCUGCAGAAGCUUCUGUAGAAAUCUGGACAUCAUGUGCACAGCUGGUUAUUGUGGGCUGCUACAGAGACAUACAGUCCCAAGCAGAGACCAAGUGGGAUAUUCACUUUCUGAAUAUGGAUAUGACCUUUAAAUACCCCACCCUGUAAGACAGACCUACUGUAACAGGGUUCCUGUCUGUGUACAUUGUACAUUCCAAGUGUGAGUGGAGAGACUGCAAAAGCAUUUUCUCGUCUGACCGUUACAUUCCAUGCACAACAUUUUUUUGGGGCAACCCAUUUUUUAAACCAAAUGGUGCCUUGUUCUCCCAUUUCCCAAUCAAGACCUGCAUAUCAUUCUUUUAAAAUAUAUUUUAUUAAAACGUUAAUGUUUUAAGUCAAAAAGCUUCUAAUUAUUAAUAAUAAAUAAAAACUUUAUUAUAAGAGAACCAGAA
This is a messenger RNA of Pseudophryne corroboree (corroboree frog), 4591 nucleotides long. Its product is annotated as protein Niban 2-like. Lineage: Eukaryota; Metazoa; Chordata; Amphibia; Anura; Myobatrachidae. Bases 729 to 3422 code for a protein of 897 amino acids. The transcript is spliced from 15 exons. The record is from RefSeq and is a predicted model, not a curated record.